Messenger RNA from Salvelinus sp. IW2-2015, 5337 nucleotides. Lineage: Eukaryota; Metazoa; Chordata; Actinopteri; Salmoniformes; Salmonidae. The record is from RefSeq and is a predicted model, not a curated record.
AUGGGAACCCACUACCCCGAAGGCUCUCUGGACUCUCUCACGUCACUGGAACAACGCGUGAGGCUGGACCUGGGCCUGUGGGAUAAGUUCAGUGAGCUGGCUACUAAGUGCAUUAUAAAGAUCGUGGAGUUUGCCAAACGAGUGCCUGGCUUCACAGGACUCACCAUAGCUGACCAGAUCACGCUGCUUAAAGCUGCCUGCCUUGACAUACUGAUUUUGCGUAUCUGUACGCGGUACACUCCGGAUCAGGACACCAUGACGUUCUCAGACGGGCUGACCCUGAACCGGACCCAGAUGCACAACGCAGGCUUCGGCCCGCUCACUGACCUGGUGUUCACCUUCGCCCACCAGCUGCUGCCCAUGGAGAUGGACGACACAGAGACAGGCCUGCUCAGCGCCAUCUGCCUCAUCUCUGGAGACCGUCAGGACCUGGAGGAACCCUCUAAGGUCGACCAGCUCCAGGAGCCUCUACUGGAAGCUCUGAAGAUCUACGUGAGGAAGAGGAGGCCUAGCAAGCCACACAUGUUCCCCAAGACCCUGAUGAAGAUCACUGACCUCCGCAGCAUCAGCGCCAAAGGUGCGGAGCGGGUCAUUUCGCUGAAGAUGGAGAUCCCUGGCUCCAUGCCUCCUCUGAUCCAGGAGAUGCUGGAGAACUCAGAGGGCCAAGACGGCCAGAGCAGCACCGAGGGCGAGGACGGCAGCAGCCCCAAGAAGGGAAUCCCUAAGGGGGGUAAACCCUGCCCUGUGUCCACUGACCCUGACCCAGAUGCUUCAGACAGUGACGGGCCCAUAGCGGRCCCCAAGGAGGAGGAGGAAGAGGACCCCUAGGUCCCCGUGGAACUCAGGGGCCUCUCAGACUGACACUCUCUCUCGCUGACAUUCCUUUGCAAAAAAAAAAAAACAACUGAAAAUAGGUCAACCGCAUAGUGGACCRCUCCUUCUCCCCUCUCCUCUCCUCCUCCCCUCAGGCCGUUGGUCCCUUAGCGAACCACCACCACCUUUGCUUGUUCUUAUGUUAUCCUUUACGUUUGUUUUUUCCUUCUCUCUCUUUAGCGCUUUAUUUUCCCUUAAAAAAGGACCAGUGGUUGGUUUGUGUAUAAUUCUACAUUUAUUGAGCUCUUAUUUUGGCGUUGUGUCUCGGGGACUAGGGUGUGAUUGGUUGAGUUGGGUUUGACCUCGCCCGGCCACGCCCACUUACUUGUUGUACACAAAGGUCAUAGGUCAUCCUCCUCAGGUCUCCUGUAUAAAUUCAUCCCUGCAUGAUGGACUCGACAAGUUUAAUACGUAGUUUUAAUCUUUCUUUCUCUCCCUCUCUCUCUCUCUCUCUGUCUCUCUCCCUCUCUCUGUCUCUCUCCCUCUGUCUCUCUCCCUCUCUCUCCCUGUCUCUCCCUCUGUCUCACUCUGUCUCACAUUGUUGGAAUACAUUGUAUAUACCAUUGUAUGGUUAGAAAUCUGUCUGUUUCUAUGAUGAAUUUUGUGGUGCUUUUUCCAUUGUCUUAAAUAUUAUUGUUUGAUGCGAAACAGUACAUACAUGACAAGGUUCAAAGGGGGGCUAAAAUGUAAAGUCCUUUACAAAAACAGUUAUAUAGACUGUUCUUGCAUAUAGACAGUAUGGAAGACUAAUACUUUAUAUUUGUUCCUCUAUUUAAAGCUGUUUUUUGUUUUGUCUUUUAUAACUCAUUAUGUUGACGUCUCCAUCAGUGUACAUUACAUCACCAUAAAGCCCGAGUGCUAGAGGUUUCUCUCCCGUGUCAGUGGCUGCAUCUCUUCAGCCGCUUCCUCAGACUGUAGAGGCCAUAGAUAUACAAUGACUAGAUUGAAUCUAGAUAAACUAUUACCAGAUUGGAUCUGUCUAUCACAGAUAACAGGCUGUAAUGUAAUGUACAGGGCUUCUGAGGCUAAAAGGCUUCUGAGAUUUUAUCAUUAAAUGACAUUACCAGAGAGAAACCAAGCAGUGUUAACAAGUGAAAUCUCUGGAUAAAGAUAAGGGUUAAGCGACUCUCAUUGACAAAGACUUUCCUUAACCCAAGCUUGCGCCACUGAGAAAUGUAGAUGCUUUGUUUUUUAAUGAAUUUGGUUAUACAUUUGAAGUUUCCUUGCAAUUCUCUUGAACAUUCUCCACCAUCUGUGCAGUUAAAUGCAUUCUUAUUACAGUGUUAAACUGUAAAUUACUUCUCUGAUGCAGAUUCAAUCUAGUAAUUGUACAUUAAUGGCUGUCAGCAACUACAAGCGUCUGCGCAACACAAAAUGAACAUUGCGUUCUGGGCCAGGAUUACAAGGAGUCCUGUAGGUCCAGAAUCACUACCUACCCCUUCUUACAUACUUGCAUACAUAAGUGUCUUGUUUUGGAAGGAAACCACGGGGACAUUGCAAUCGUUAAAAUACAUAUUCAUGACCUAACCGCUUGGCCGGGAAGAUUGUACACUAGACUCUAGUAGCCACUGCACAUUCUUAGUUCUAGUCCUACAGAGUGACUGACCGUUGCCUUGCUCCUCCACAAGUCCUGUGCAAAACUACAGUGAUGCAAAGGAGAUUCUUUACACAUGACCCUUAACCCCUGAGACGUGCAGUAAUUAUAGAUAGACAAGCUCGGGUAGCCUUCAUUUGGGUUGCAACAUCACAGAAUGUUCAGAUAUAAAUAUAUUAUGUAAACAUGCGCUUCUCUAUCAUGUAGAAUAGGGAAUCAUGUCAGCUCUAAAACAAGAAUAUAUUUUCCUGAACGUUGCAUCUCCUGAACCCAACCCUGCUUUGUGUUUUGUACGGCAGAUCCACUAGACAGCUCUUUUUCUCAGGGAUGAGGAACGAUGUCCCAUAUCGGCCGCCGACGCAACAGCCGUUCUGAUCUUAUAAAUAUAUUCUUAGUAAAGCUGUUUUUCUUUAGAGCCUAAGGGCUAGAUUUAGUCCAUAGCACUGAAGAUCUGCGGUGUACCGCGAUUAAAAUGUAAAGGCAAUGUUCCCACGUUGGCGGAGACUGCAUUCACGGUAAACACUACAUAUGUCUGCUCAAUGGGAAAUUACACUGUUCUUCAGCUCUACGGAUUGGAUCUAACUCUAAAUCACAGAUUAGAAUUUGGACACUAUUUAUAAAGUUAAUAGCCUAGAAUCCACACUGAAUAUUGCUCAGUUCGUUUCACUGUUGUGAAGUGAAACAGAGUCAUAUUCAGUGUGGAAGCCAGGCUAUAGACAAUAUCAUUUAUUCAGAUGGUGACCAGUUACUCAACUAGCACAAAGGCAAUACUUCUCAUAGUACUUAUAUAAAACUUGAACGUGAAUUAUAUGUAGCCGACAUAAUGUUAAGGGUGAUGGUAAUAAACAGUUUUCUUUAUCAUUCUUAAGGGUAAUAAUAAUUUGGCAUAAACUGUUAUGGGUGAUUAUUGAGUCACUCAUCUCAGAGGUAUAAAGAUAGGAAGGGUUUUUAUUCUGAAUAGAGGCAAACAUUUUACCACAAGGGAAUAGAUGACCACUGUAGUCAGUCAGCUAGAACCAGGGUUGGGGUCAAUUCCUGUUGGAUUAUUUCAGUUUGCUUCCUGAAUAGACAUGGAAUUGACCCCAACCCUGGCUAGAACCUUUCAGAAACAUCUCACACAUAACCAUCUCCUCUCCUCCAUAUCAACACCACAUGUAAUACAUACAUAUCUUCAGGGGGAAACAAAACUGUCUCCGUUGUACCAUGUUUGAAUGUGAAUAUGCCGUCCAGGCGUUACAUAGGAAUGAUAUGCAGUGUUAAAGGAAUACUUACUUCAAAACAGCGUUUUGUCAAAUUCAUUGCAUCUCAUUGUAUGUAUGACAAAAAAUCAAAUGCUCUCUUUCCCUCUAAGGGAGAGAGGGAUGUAGGGGAAAACAAUCCUGGUGGCUCAUCACAAGAGCAGUGUGGGUGAAUGUCAAUAGCCUUCCCUACAUUCCUCUCCCUUGAUGCCACACCUCCUUCUCAAAACGCAUUGGAGGAAAGGGGGCAGAACCUCAGACCUUCUCCAAUGUGUUGUUGAGGUGACGAAUCAAGGAAAGACUUCUGAAAUUUACCCUGAGUGUCUUUGAAGUUGGAAAACUUAUUUCACAGCUGAAGAAUGUCUACAUCCAUCUCCCUAGUGACUUGAGCGCCACCUACAGGCACCAGGUGACACAGCAGGGAACUCAAUCGAUUCCACAAUGCCGAAUUUACAUUGGUUUCUGUUGAAUGUUGUACCGAUGUAACUGUUAAUAUUUACUACUACUAUCUCACUGCAGACUUGUUCAUGUAUUAGAUGGUGUGUGUGUGGUGUGCUUUAUGUCUCAACUAAUGGCAGCUUUAGGCUAUCUGACCUCUCAGAGCUUCAUCUCAUAGCCAGCCCCUCUUGGGUAGCAGCUGCUCACCCCUACAUCAUUCAGUACCUGAGCAUGGGUUCACAAUAAGGUUGCAAAAUUCCAGAAACCUUCCACAAAUUCCUUUUUUUUGGGAGGGGGGGAUCAUGGUCAGAGGAUUUUCGUAAUCAGGAGGUAAUAAGCUAAAGGAAUUUCCAAUGUGGAAUUCUUCAAUUUGUGAAAAGUUUCCGGAAUUUCGAAACCCUAGUUACCCCGAUGUCAUCGCUGAUCAAACAACAGAGCUGCUUUCCCUUCUUCAGUUGGAAUGCCAAGCAGCUGUCACUAAAUCAAUCAACUGACAGAAAUUUGGUUAAGUCAAUAACGGAAUAAGACACAAUACGUGUUCCGGAAGGGGGCAACGUACUGAACAUUGCAGAUAGAAAUACACUGAAUAGAUCUGGCAUGACGAUUCCAUACUCUACAAGUCAGUGGUGUCUGUUCUAUGCAACGUAUUUCUAUAUGAACGUUCCACCGCGGUGCCCUACUGAAGGUGGCCCAUUAUCCAACUAUCCAGUAGAAGCAUGACUGUGAACCUCAAAAAAAAUUACCUUCGAAAGCAACUUUUUUGUUAUGCCUGUUCAAAAAGUGUCAAUGUUCAAAAGUUUAACAUUUUACAAAUAAUGUAUAUGAUUGCCUUUUUCUCCCCAUCGGUAUCAGAAAACCUCAUUGUCAUCAUAUGCAGUGUUGUAUAGUUAGCGUUAUUAUGAAGAGACAUGAUCAAAUUAUGGUUGAGUUUUUCUUAACUUUGUCUUACUGGAGGGUGGGCAGGGCAGCAGGGAGUUGUCAUGGUGAUUAUACAUUUACCCAGAACCUCCUGCUGGCCUGGUGGGAAGAGAAAGCAGGAAGUCCUCAUAAGGAGCUUUACGGUGAGCUUCUAUCUUGUUUUCGUUUUCAAUAUUGUCUGUUUGUAUAUUAACAAUGCUUUAUAUGUUCAUAUACUGUUUAACUUUACCAUGAAAUGCCCUGGCAAAGUAAUAAAAAUAUAUUUAUUUUAAAAUA